Dalotia coriaria is the source of this 6861-nucleotide messenger RNA. RefSeq names its product roundabout homolog 1-like. Gene Ontology annotation, biological process: cell-cell adhesion. Gene Ontology annotation, molecular function: protein binding. The record is from RefSeq and is a predicted model, not a curated record. The transcript is spliced from 6 exons. The coding region runs from base 316 to 3852 and encodes 1178 amino acids. Lineage: Eukaryota; Metazoa; Arthropoda; Insecta; Coleoptera; Staphylinidae.
AAACCGGCAUCGGUGCUGUUUGGAUCAGGCUCUCUCCCGCAUCUCGACGCGCAGCGUGCGUACCAGAGACGCGUGCUUCCGUGUUUGAAGCUUUCGCGGAACUUGCAAAUAUCAUGUGAACAAUUGUGAUUUCUAAACUACGUUCGCACCGCUAGAAAACAAACUUUUUGACAACUUUUUCCGAAGGAUAACUACAAUCAAUUUUCAAUCAUGAAGGACAACAUGAAGUUAACAGUUUAAAAGUACACGCACAGAGACAUUGCCGAAGCAAUAUAAUUAAAAUCAACAAAGUAAAAAUAAAAAAGUGAAUCAACGAUGCAUCGCAACUCACCAAUGGGAAAUUUAGUCAUCUUGGGUUUAUUAUGCCUCCUGCAACAACGAGCACAAGGUUACCAACACACGUUGCAACAACCUCCGAGAAUCACCGAGCAUCCGAUUGAUGUGACUGUGGCAAAAAACGAACCUGCAACGUUGAACUGCCACGCAACUGGUGAACCAGAACCGACGAUCACAUGGUACCGCGAUGGUGUACCCGUACGCACUGCAACGCAAGACCAGCGCAGUCAUCGUGUCCUCUUGCCGGCUGGCAGUCUCUUCUUUCUGCGCGUUGCACACGGCCGCAAGGAGUCCGACAGCGGUGUCUACUUCUGCGAGGCGACCAAUGCGCUAGGCAAGGCGCGCAGUCGGAACGCGACGCUCACCGUUGCCGUUCUGAAGGAUGACUUUCGUCUGGAACCGCAGAACGCGCGCAUUGCCGCCGGCGAAGACGUUGUGUUGGAGUGCGGACCACCAAAGGGAACCCCGGAGCCAACAGUCACGUGGCGCAAAGAUGGGCACACGUUGGAAAUCGAGGGACGGCUUAAGUUGGUCGAUGGCGCUAGCUUGGCGAUCACCGAUGCACGUAGCAGCGAUGAUGGACGAUAUCAAUGCAUUGCGAAGAACACUGCAGGUGUUCGUGAGUCUGCUAGUGCAUUCAUCAAAGUGCAUGUAAAACCAUUUUUGAUAAAACCACCUGAAGACUUGACCACCUUGGUUGGGUCAAGUGUUGAAUUCACUUGUGAAGUUGGUGGGGAUCCUUUACCGGACGUCCUCUGGAGGCGUCAGGCUCCUGGUGGGGCAAUGCCUCUCGGCCGUGUACGCGUUUUAGAAGAUCGUAGUCUUCGUCUCGAACGGGUGACCCUUUCAGAUCAAGGCAAAUACAUUUGCGAAGCGGACAAUGCAGCAGGUGAUCUGUCUGCCAGUGCGACGCUGACAGUUCAUGCGUCACCAUCGUUUAGUACUCGGCCCUUGGCCCAAACUGUAGAAGUUGGUCAUGAGGUAUCAUUUCACUGCAACGCACAUGGUAGUCCCAAACCGUUUAUUUUCUGGUCCUUUGAGGGCGAUCGUACUUUAAUCUUUCCUGGUACCAACUCCGGUAGCUAUGAAGCGUUUAUUACCAGUGAAGGUCAUUCCACGCUUCUUUUGAAAAAUGCUCAAGUGGUCCAUUCGGGUACGGUUAUCGUAUGCUCGGCGGUAAAUGCGGCUGGUUCAGUUUCAACUAGAACCAGACUGACUGUUUCCUCCAAAGAAAGUUUUCCACCGCCGGUGAUAAUCCGUGGACCUGUCAAUCAAACACUGCCUAUUAAUUCGGUUGCGGUUUUGACCUGUGAAGUGAUUGGAAAUCCGGAACCCGUGAUUUCCUGGUACAAGGAAGGAAUACCUGUUCAAAGCUCAAUGAGAAUUAACUUUACAAAGUCGGGGAAUCUUGAGAUUUCUCAUCUGAAUCCAAAUGAAGAUUCGGGAGUGUACACAUGUGUGGCCUCCUCCAAAAGUGGAAAAGCAACCUGGACCGGUUAUUUGAAGGUUGAAAAUCCGAAAAAUCCAAAUAUCAACUUUUUUAAAGCUCCUGAAGCUGUGAUGUUGCCAGGCCCGCCCAGUAGACCACACGCGCUCAAUCAAUCUGAAACAAGCGUGACUAUAACCUGGGGACAAAGUAAUCGAAUCGGUUCAUCCAGCUUGCUUGGUUAUCAAAUUGAGUUGUUUGGAAGAGAAGAGGGUGUGAUACCUACCUGGACAAUAGUUGCGCGUAGGGUUCUGGGACCUACUUUUACUCAACAUUUGUUAACCCCUGGAAUUCCUUACACGUUUCUUGUGAGGGCCGAAAAUGCGCACGGAUUGGGUGCAGCUUCCGAUUUAUCUGAACAGAUUUUUGUGGGCAAUGACGCCGCGGCUCAAAAUUGGGGAAAUCCAGAGGUGACUGAGCUCAGCGAAGCACGCGCCAAUCUAAUCUCUGGAAGUAUAAUCAGAUUAGUUGAAGUCAUACCAGUUUUAUCAACAGCAGUCAAAUUAAACUGGGAUAUUCUUGAUCCACUUUAUGUGGAAGGACUAUACAUCUACUACAUAUCCCUAGAUAGUGCACCUGACCUUCCUAAAAGUUAUAGCAUGUUGACUGUUUUACACACUGGAACGUCAUCUGGAUUUACCGUCAAUAAUCUGAACAAAUGGUCGCGUUAUGAAUUCUUUAUCGUGCCUUUUUAUAAGACCAUUGAAGGACAGCCAUCAAACUCUCGAACUGUUCGUACUUUGGAGGAUGUACCUUCGAAACCUCCAAUCAACAUGGAAGCAAUCCUCUUGAAUGCGAGUGCUGUCAAUUUGCGAUGGAAAAGUCCUCCAAUGGCGACUCUCAAUGGAGAACUACAAGGUUAUAAAGUAGAGGUGCAUUCCAAUGGUACGGAAACUUCCAGUAUAGCAACUGUUGGUACAGCUCCAACUCUACUCCUGGGCAAUUUAACAUCAGGGGUCUCUUAUAAUAUUCGUGUAGCUGCUCUGACACGAGCUGGGUUGGGACCUUACUCUCUACCAGCAACACUUCGAUUGGAUCCGGCGAAUGCUCUGGACCACCAUCAACGCCCCAUCAACUCCAAUCUGGAACCGGUGGACUUUAUCACUGAAACAUGGUUUAUGGCUCUUUUAAUAAGUAUGGUGACUGUGAUGGUACUUCUCUUUGCUGCAAUGCUGCUGGUGCGUCGAAGACAAUUGCUUUCCAAAAAGGCUUUACCUCAAAGUCGGUCGAAUGGUGGAGUUCUUACUACGCCAAUCAAUGGCAAGCUUGAUCCGCCUCUGUGGAUGGAUAAAGACAAUUUACCAGAUUACACCAGCACCCUGCCCGGCUACGCUAAACUUAGUCAACAGCCGGACUAUUACAACAAUAGUUUGAAUGGAGUUGGUCCGAAGGGCAAGGGUAAAAAUGGCUUGAGCAUCAAUUUGCACACGAAUCCGUUGCAUCAGGAGAAGUACAGCCGGCCUAAUCAGUUGGAUUAUGAUUGUGGCAAGGAUUACGGCAACAUGCAGAUUGUGCAGGAAUAUGCAAGUCCGAACGUUGAGAAUCGCAACGGCGCGAUUGCAGAUUACGCCGAGGUGGAUACGAAUUUAAGUGGAAUUAAUGGCGGGGCAGUUUCACCGGCACCGUAUGCUACCACUACUUUGGUCACUGGCAAUCGACGAAUUGGAAAUUCAAUGAUUUGGAAUCCCAAUAACAAUCAUGGUAUUUCCACGACUGCAAGCGCAUUGGACGAGGACGUUUAUCCCGCUUCUAAUGGAGGCUACUAUAAUCGUAAGGUCUACUCGGAUUCCUACUUUGCUCCGAAUAACAGCAACCAGCAGACGCUGAAGAGACAUUCGAAAAAGGAAAGAAAGAAUGCUAACCAGCCGGAUUUGGUGUCGCCUAAUAAUCAGCCGGUGUACGCACGUGUCGGACCUCCUGGAAUGUCCUGGCGUGGCCCAUCCCCGCAGUUGAGCAGUUUCACACCAUCCCCUCAUCAUAAACAGCUGUAUCACCCGUCGACCCGCAGUGAACCGGGCAACAUGUUGUAAAGUAAAAAUUAAGGAACUAAAUAUUAAGCUACAUUAUUAAGAGUUAGGCAGGAUUAUCAGAGACAUUAAGUAUCUGGGAGGGCAGCGAAUUGAGGUAUAAUAUGAGAGUAUGAUGUCAUCAGCAUCAAUGGAGGGAGACUAUCCGCCAUUAAUCGAGCUAUUAUACCAAUAAGAGACGCGUGGUGAAGCAGUUUUCUUGUCGAUCUAUGUUGGCGUUGUCUCGUUGUUACUUGUUUGUAGGUUGCACGUGCGGGCGGGCGUUAUCGUCGCUUUGAAGGAAAUUCAUUGCAUUCGUCGUAUUUUUAUGAACGUCUUUAAGUCGGGCUGCGACGAGCCAUCAUAAUAACAAGCAUCGACACCGACAGCUAACGCCGAAAGUAUUUGCUUAAUUGCGUCGCGUCUUUUUGCAUGCAAUUGCAAGUUGUUUGCGAUUGUGAAAUUGUUUUUCGAGCGAGCUGAGCGUGAUCGCAAAGCCCGCUGUCGACGUCGUCGUCGUGCGCGGCAUAAAUAAAAUAAGUGGAAACAUUAUUAUCUAUCGGCUAUUAAAUGGAUAAUAUUUUACAUGCGCGCGACGGCGGGCGUUUUUUCCGCCGACCGAACGAAAUAACUAUGCGCAAAAUGUGACAAAUAAUAGAGACACAAAUGGUAAUAAUAACGACGUUUGCAUUAAUAUUCAUUUUCGUGUACUUAAAUUAGAUACACGUCACCAAACUCAAUGUCGCACGAUGGAAAAUCAUAGCAUUGCGAUAAUGCCAUUCUUCGAAGUUUUUUGCAAGUAAAAUUUUUGGUUACGCAUUCAAUUUACAUUUAAGCAAAGAUAAAAACCCAACACCUAACACACAAAAAAAAACUACAAAAAACACAAACGGAACUGAACUUUUUGAAAAUGAAAAUCCAAGCCUUCCAAAAGUAAUUAAAACUUAAUAAAUUACGUCAUUAUCAGAGAGGCUAUCGUGUGUUUUAUUUUAUAAGUUGAUAUUGUAAAUAUUGAAAUAUAUUUUAAGUUAUGAUCAGGAAAGCCUCAGAGGCUUUAUGUAUACCUACAUACAGUGGUAGUCAUGUAAACUAAACAGAACUAGGCUAAAAUAAGUAAACUAAGUAGAUUGUAAUUAAGUGAACGUCCAUGAAAUAGUGAUUUAACUUAUUUAGAAAAAAGUGGGGAAAGUAAUUUGAAAAAUGUGCAGCACGCGUACGAAUAUUUCACUUCGGUUAACUGUACAUAAUUAUUUAAAAUAUUUCAGUUCGGACGUCAUACUUGUCGGCUUGCAAACAUUAGUCACUUCUUUGAAACAAUCACACUUGAUGAAUAUUUACUUCGAUCUGAAGAUAAACAUAUCCAAUAAGAAUGAUUUAAUUAUCAUUGACUUAUUUUCAAUUUCUUAGUCAGUGCUUAUUGUUUAUAAAACAUUUAACUGUAAAAGAAGCAACAAUCAGUGCAUGGGUGAUCCAGGUGAAUUCUAAAAAUGAUAUCGCGUGUGCGCAACUUAAAAAUGAACAUGAAAUCAAGUGAAAUUAGAAAUUAAAAUCAUGAUAAUGUACAUUAGAAACGCUAAUUAUUAGAAAUACUCUUAUAUCUUACUCGACUUUCCACCUAAAACUUAUUUACCUAACAUGUAGUACUCGCUGAACUUUCUUAUAACUGCGAUUUAUAACUGGAAGCUAUUUAAAUGGUCCUAAAGCAUGUAAAACUUAAAUUUGUAAAGAAUAUCAACAAUGCUGUUGGAAAUUGGAUACAUAUCAUGUUUUUCCACGAGAAAACUUUAUUUUGUCACCCCGUAUGAUAAUCUAUCAAAUCAUUUCACGUGUAUCGAAGCGUAGAUGCUGUAAUUAAACAUGUAAAAAUCCCUUUUGUAAAUACUGUAGCAAAUACGCAAAGAAGCAGUCGUUGAAUGAUAAGUGUUCAAGAAUGCAAACGAUAUUUGAAAACGACGCACGAAACAGGCAAUUAAAAAUUACACCGAACAUUGAAACUUUGAAAUCGUGUUACAUUGUAAAAGUAUAACAUUACAAUGUAAUAUUGUAAAUCAUCGGCGUGCUAUUACCAUAAAGUUGACUUGAGUUUUUUGUAGGACAAUAUCAGCAUAUAUUACCAUUAAACAAGUAAUGAUUGUUUAAAUUUAAUUCGUUCUAGAGCGCGCCUGGUGUUUACGUAUUACUGGACAUAUUACAAAAAACCGAAACAUUUUCUAUAGAGCCUAAUAUAUUGAAUUAUUUGUGCAUACAGCAGCUAGAAUGUGGGACGUGCACUUGGAUUUGGUUUAUCAAGUACCAGUCAUAUAAUAUUUUGGUCGAAAACAAUUUGUGUCCAAAAUAUUUACCUUUAAUGCGAAAAUAUUUGUGUAAAAUUAUUUGUUUGCACUGUUAAUGCUGUUUAUUUAAAUGUAUUAAAUAUUUUGGGCGCGGAUUUAAAUUGAAAACGAAAAUUUUUCACUCGCAUUCGACAACAGAAAAAAGUGGUAAAACUUUGUCUCGCAUUAUUAUUAUCUUUUGUUUGCAAUUCGCGCUGUUUUCUUGCUGCGUUGCUCAACGAUGUACGUGGACGCAUGCAUACGUGUACCGGAGUAACAAGUGUAGCACAAUGUAAAAUAAAAUUCAAAUAUUUGUUUUUCCGCGCCGGCUGAAGCGCCCAGCCAGUCUUUGUUUGAUAUUUUUUUAAUCUACGCCAGGUAAUGCCGGUAAUUUCGGCUUUCGUCACUGGUGUCUAUCUGGUGUUUGACGAAUAAACCAAAUCUCGGCACUCGUUCGGUAGCGCACAAAAGCAGAAGCGAGACGUGCAUUAACGUUAACAUAUUUUUAUAAACAAAAAAUGAAUGCUGAUGAAUUUUGAACUUUGACGAGAAUUAAUCAAGCAUUGACUUGUAUUGACUAUAUAUAUAUUGACUAUUGUAAUUCAAACAUGUGCCACACGUCGAAAAUACCGACUAAGCGAUAUUGAUAUUGACUAAUUAAUAAUGUUGUAUAUGUGUAUUGAUAACGUAAUUAAGAAAUAUAACCAACUUAGAUAUUGAA